GAGGAGUUUGUCUGCGAGCCCCCGAUGAUAACUCGCCACACCUCCAAGAUGUUUGUGAUGGAGGGUCAGGAGGUCAGCCUGCGCUGCAAGUCCAUCGGAGAUCCUGAGCCCUCAACACACUGGGUCAGUCCUGACGGAAAGCUGAUCGGAAACACGUCCAGAACCGUCUGCUACGAGAACGGCUCUCUGGACAUCCUCAAGGCCUCCGUCAAGGAUUCAGGAAAGUUCACGUGUAUAGCAUCUAAUGCAGCCGGGGAGGCCACCGCUCCUGUUGAGUUAGUCGUCAACCCCUCACCACACUUUGACCCUAAACUGGACCCCGACCCGGGGCCUUCGGACAUCCCCACUUCUAUCAAGUCCAAUGCCAGUGGGGGUCAGGCCCGGUACGACCAGCAGAGGGUCAGUGUGUCCGAUCUAACGUCCAGUUCUGCUACCAUCAGAUGGCCCCCACAGAACCACAUACCAGGAGUCCGCAUGUACCAGAUCCAGUACAACAGCUCCACAGACGAUAUCCUCAUAUACAG
Molecule: messenger RNA, 524 nt
Organism: Plectropomus leopardus (leopard coralgrouper)
Lineage: Eukaryota; Metazoa; Chordata; Actinopteri; Perciformes; Serranidae
Source: RefSeq, a predicted model, not a curated record